Epinephelus lanceolatus (giant grouper) is the source of this 1660-nucleotide messenger RNA. NCBI's taxonomy places the organism in Eukaryota, Metazoa, Chordata, Actinopteri, Perciformes, Serranidae. The record is from RefSeq and is a predicted model, not a curated record.
AUCUGAUCCGUCUCAUUGAGAAAAGAAGAUCUGAUGUGAAGCAGCACAUCAGAUCUCAGCAGAAAACUAAAGUUAGACAAGUCAAAGAGCUUCAGGAGAAGCUGCAGCAGGAGAUCACUGAUCUGAGGAGGAAAGACACUGAGCUGGAGAAGCUCUCACACACAGAGGACCACAACCAGUUUCUACAGAGCUACCCCUCACUGUCACAUCUCACUGACUCUGAAGACUCAUCCAGGAUCAAUAUCCGCCCUGUGCGACACUUUGAGGAUGUGACUGCAGCUGUGUCAGAGGCCAGAGAUAAACUACAGGACUUUGUUAGUGAUGUGUGGACCAAGAUCUCACUGACAAAGACUGAAGUGAAUGUUUUGCUAGCACAACCUCAGCCCAAGACCAGAGCUGAAUUCUUACAGUAUUCACGUCAGAUCACACUAGAUCCAAACACAGCAGGCAGCUCCCUCGAAUUAUCUGAAGGGAACACAAGAGCAACAGUGACACCAUUCCACCUUAAGAAGCAAAGUUCACAGAGUAACGUGUACAGCCGUCAGGUCCUGAGCAGAGAGAGUCUGACUGGACGAUGUUACUGGGAGGUGAAGUGGAGUGGACCUAGAGUUUCAGUAGCAGUCACAUCUGCACAUAUGAGAGAACCAGUAUAUGAAACUAGAUUUGGGAACAAUGACACAUCUUGGGCAGUAUAUUGUUUGGAUGGUUUUUAUGAAUUCAGACAUAACAGUAUCAGCACUUCCAUCUCAGGCCCUCAGUCCUCCAGAGUGGGAGUGUACCUGGAUCACCCUGCAGGUAUUUUGUCCUUCUACAGAGUCUCUGACACCAUGACUCUCCUCCACAGAGUCCAGACCACAUUCACUCAGCCUCUCUAUGCUGGACUUGGUGUUUAUUCUUAUAAUCACACUGCUGAAUUGUGUGAUCUCAAGUAGACAGGUGUUAUAAACAAGACAAAGGCUGAGAAUCUACUUUUAGGUAGUAAAUUUACUCUCCAUCUUUAUUUGUUCAGCUCUCUGUCCUGUGAUGGUUCUGCACUAAACAGUCACUCAAACAGUGUGGGUAUAUGUAGAUAUAUGUAUAUCACGCAUAUAUGUAUAUAACUUGAAUAUCAGAUGAACAGAAAUGAACAGAAUCUAUAAGUGUGGGGGUUUUCUUUUCAAAUGUAUUAAGUCAAAUAAUAUUGUAGAGCUUAAAGUUUUUUCACAUAAUGUUUGUAUAGUGGGAAACUGAGUAAUUGGAAACAAAAAUCAAACACGUCAACAGGUAUGUAUUUUAGAGUGUUUAUAUAUAGAAAUAAACUCAUGCAAUUAUUGAUGUAUGUAUUAUUUUGGUUAUGAAGUGUUAUAUUUGAGCUCACAGUUGAUCAUAAUUGAUGUUUUUUUUGUUCUUGUCACUUUUUAAUGUGUAAAUAUAUUUCAAAAGUGUAGUUAAGAUGUAUAAUUAUUGUUACUAUACUGAUAAUCACUUGUGAAGCAUUGUUUAUUUUCCUCUACAGUGCAGAUAUUCUGGUUUAUCAGACUUAAUGUGGAUUAAAUGAAUGGAGAAACUGAACCAGGAUUUAUUAAUUAGAUCAUUUAAUAAAGUUGAUUUUUCCCUCAAGGACUGAUAAAGUAUUUUUUUAUGAAUGUGUGGAAUAAAACAUUUCUUUGGUUCUGCUUUA